UAGAGCGUUGUAGAGAUAGAAAUUAAAUUGAUCCUAAUUUUGUUAAAUCAAUUCUUACAUAUUGCAAACAUAGCAAAGUAUUAUUAAUAGAGUGCAAAGUCGCAGGCAAAGAACAGACUACGUGGCCCUUAUAAAAGACUAGUUGAUGUAUUUGUCGAUAAAAGAAAAAUAUAAUACUGUAUUACAUUUUUCCUUUUUUAUAUAAUUACGGAUUUGGAUUGAAAAACUUUAGCAGUAGAUGAAAUAAUACAUCGCUCUUUUCAAGUAUUAUUCACUUACGCAGACAGACGGAAAAACAAUUCCAUUAUAAUCUUUAUAAUCUAAACUGAUUUAUUUAGAUAGUGAAUGUAAUAGUUAACAUGAGAUAUCAUCACUCAGUAUACCAAAAUCUUUAAGCUAUUAAACCGGUCUUGUUGACCUUGUUACUGUCAAGGAUAUCCACUCAAACACUUCCUGCGUUUCACGACUGUACUGCAAUAGUACAGCAUCGCUAAGAUCUGUGUGUAAUCUACAUUUAACAACUUAUUUGUUUACUCAUUGGUGAAAUAGGGGCCUAUAUCUAUACCGAGAAUUGCUUAUAUCUAUACCGAGAAUUGCUUAAGCUUCAUUAGGAUUCGUGAGCGUGGGUUGUUCAACUGACGUCCUGUUCUGAACAAAAUCUAGUCUUGUGGAAGUUGAUUUAUAAAUUAACUGUGUACGUGAGAACAUUUGAAAUGAAACUUCUUGCCAAUAUGGCGAAUGGAAAUGCGGAGAUAUUCAACGUUAUAGGAUCCUCAUAUGGGACAGGAGACCGCCACUCGGCAGCUCCGAACGAAAUUUUUGUAAAUAGAUCAUUGCAUCUAGAAAAUGUUAAGUUCUACGGGUUUGAUAUGGAUUAUACAUUGGCUGAAUACAAAUCGCCUCAGUAUGAGACAUUAGGAUUCAAUUUAACCAAAGAAAGAUUAGUACAUAAAGGCUAUCCGAGUGAAAUAUUAGAAUUCGAAUAUGACCCUUCAUUUCCAGUAAGAGGUCUGUGGUUCGACACAUUAUAUGGCAACUUAUUAAAAGUAGACGCUUAUGGUAACAUUUUAGUGUGUGUGCACGGAUUUGAAUUUCUAAAACAUUCACAAGUAUACGAAUUGUACCCCAAUAAAUUCUUAACACUAGACGAGUCGAGAGUGUAUGUGCUGAACACGCUGUUUAAUUUGCCUGAAACAUAUCUAAUAGCGUGUUUAAUUGAUUUUUUCACAAAUUCACCGCAAUAUACCAGAGAAAAGACGGGUGUAAGAUGCGGGGACCUAGCAAUGUCAUUUAAAUCUAUUUUCCAAGACGUCAGAAGUGCAGUAGACUACGUGCAUAUACACGGAGAUUUAAAAAAGAAAACAAUUGAAAAUCUACCUUUGUACUUGAAGAAAGACGAAAGGCUGCCGACGUUCUUAUCAAGAAUUACGGAAAGCGGAGCCAAACUGUUCAUAUUGACUAACAGCGAUUACAACUUUACUGAUAAAAUCAUGAAUUACUUGUUUGAUUUUCCACAUGGUGCUAAGCCCGGAGAGCCACACAGGAAUUGGAAGACGUAUUUCGACUGGAUAGUUGUGGACGCUAAAAAGCCGCUGUUCUUCGGCGAAGGCACCACCCUCCGGCAGGUGGACACCCGCACCGGGGCUCUCAAGAUGGGCCACCACGUUGGCCCUCUGCAUGAAAAAUUAGUAUAUUCUGGAGGUUCUUGCGACGUUUUCACCGAACUAAUUGGCGCUAAAGGCAAAGACGUCCUGUACAUAGGCGACCACAUUUUCGGCGAUAUUCUCAAGUCAAAAAAAAUUGGCGGAUGGCGGACAUUUUUAAUAGUACCUGAAUUAGUGCAGGAAUUACAUGUUUGGACGGAUAAGUGUCAGCUGUUUGCGCAACUACAAAACCUUGAUGUACAGUUAGGAGAUAUGUACAAGGACCUCGAUUCGAGUACGAAGGAGAAGCCGGAUAUAUCGAAGCUACGUAUGGCCAUCCGUGAUGUGACACACAAGAUGGACCUCGCAUACGGCAUGCUAGGAUCGCUGUUCCGUUCAGGAUCUAGACAGACGUUUUUCUCAUCACAGGUGGUGAGGUAUGCGGACUUGUAUGCAGCCUCGUUCCUGAAUCUGAUGUACUACCCAUUCUGCUACAUGUUCCGCGCGCCGGCGAUGCUCAUGCCGCAUGAGUCUACCGUCGCGCACGAGCAACGGUUCACCCUUGACGCGCCCACCAUUGACAGAUCCAGACACCCGAGUGCUCAGAGGGCGUUCAGCGUCGCUAGUGUGAGCAUAUCUGAAGAUACGUCCGAAGAUGUCGCCACAGUGGCACCAGAGGCUGUUGAUAAUAAAAUCCCCGUGUCUGUACCCCAUGUGCGACCUGAAACUCCACGCCAACUGACCCAUACCCAUGACGAAGAUUGCUCCGAUGAUGAAGAAGUCAACAAGUCUGCACAAAUCAAAUAAACGGCAUCUAUAUCAAUAACUAUCUUCUGAGGUAUAUUAUGUUACAGAAAAAAAAGUAAUUAUGAUUGCAAGAAUAACAGUCAUAACUGCUUUCGAUUGGUACACUAAGCUAAAGUAAUUUUGCACUGUUAUUUUCAGUCAUAAUUACUUUACUGUAACAUCAUAAACAUUAUUUGAAAGUCAAUUCUGUGAUUUAUAGGUCGUUACGUAAUGAUAUAAUUAUUAUUAUUAUCCACUGCCAGAUUUCGUGGAUAUAGUUGGAAAAUAGAUUUUUGGUUUUAGUAUCUAAUUGUUCACUACUAAAAAGUUAAAAGUUGUUCGAAUUUAAUCAUUUCCUGAAAAGAUUGCCAUAAUUAGUAGUUAGGUGAUUUGUUUCACAUACAUAAUAAUAUAUCACUGGAAACUUACUGAGAAAAACAUUAUAUAUUUAUAUUUGACGCACUAUGUUAUUAUUUAGACAGUGUGCCAAAUAUAAAUAUCUAAUGUUUUUCUCAAGAGUUUAAAUUUAUAAAUACAUUUAAUCACAAUGUCAGAAUUCAAACAUGAUGGCUCUAGCAAAUAAAUUUGUCAUUUCUAGUGCGUGCACAAAAAACAAAGGCAUUCUGCAGACUAUAGAAUAUCAUAUUUGAUACCACUUCGUGGGUAGGAAAUAUGAGUUAUUUUACAAUUACGAUUGAUGUUGAAGGCUAUAAUAAGAACUAUUGGAAAUUGGGAUACAUUUGUCAACUUUGUCUUUACUUGUGAGCCUACGGAUAUUGAGCCUAAAACGCCUCUAUAGGAUAUAUAUAUAUUAAAAAAUAGAGAUGCUAAACUAAUUUACAAUUCUUAGCUAUGUUAUUAUGUGUUUAUGAGUAGCUUUUGUCAGGUUGUGUUUAUUGCUUCGAUAUUUAUUAGUACUGUCUGUACAUCAAUGUCAAAUGAAUCGGCCACAUUAGCAGAUGAGUCUACUGAUAGUUUCAUUACCACAUAUAUGAGAUAAACUGAGACAGCACUAGUAUCUAAAUUCAUAAUUUCUUUCAGUGCUAUUUAUACUUUAUUAUUUGAUAAUAAUAAUAAGUCGGAAAAAACAUAUUAAUGGCGAAAUGAAAGCUACUUAUA
Messenger RNA from Achroia grisella, 3548 nucleotides. RefSeq names its product cytosolic purine 5'-nucleotidase (gene Nt5b). Bases 714 to 2450 code for a protein of 578 amino acids. The record is from RefSeq and is a predicted model, not a curated record. Gene Ontology annotation, molecular function: 5'-nucleotidase activity. The transcript is spliced from 12 exons. Lineage: Eukaryota; Metazoa; Arthropoda; Insecta; Lepidoptera; Pyralidae.